Messenger RNA from Spinacia oleracea (spinach), 2128 nucleotides. RefSeq names its product protein SET DOMAIN GROUP 40. Bases 145 to 1719 code for a protein of 524 amino acids. The transcript is spliced from 6 exons. Gene Ontology annotation, molecular function: protein-lysine N-methyltransferase activity; protein binding. The record is from RefSeq and is a predicted model, not a curated record. Gene Ontology annotation, biological process: peptidyl-lysine monomethylation. Lineage: Eukaryota; Viridiplantae; Streptophyta; Magnoliopsida; Caryophyllales; Amaranthaceae.
GGCGGCUUUUAGCGCUCCACCUUGUAAAAUACAUCGAUUACCGUUCUUGAUUUGGAGUUUUGGACUCCCCCAUUCUGUUACUGCAUUUUAGUACCUGAGAGUUGAGAGACAGUGUAGAAUGAAUACGGGUCGGCCUGUCUUUCCAUGUCGUUGCCUUCUCCACUGAAUCAACGCACCAUUGUAGAGCAGCACAGGGCCAUGGAAGAGCAGCAGCAAGCAAGUUUCACAAGCUUCUUGAAAUGGGCAGCACAGCUCGGAAUUUCAGACUCGCCCCAUCCUCCAGUUUCUUCGUCUUCGUCUUCAUGUCUGGGUCACACUCUCACCGUCGCUAAUUUUCCUGAAGCUGGCGGGAGGGGUUUGGCGGCUGUUCGUGAACUUAGGAAAGGGGAACUGAUUUUGACAGCACCCAAAUCGGCAUUGAUGACAAGCCAGAGUGUGAUUGACAAAGAUCAUGUACUUGCUCGUGCGAUCAAAUCUUAUCAUUCUCUCUCCCCAACUCAGGUUCUUGCUGUGUGUCUAUUAGUCGAAGUUAACAAAGGAAGGAGGUCUUCUUGGUAUCCGUAUCUAACGAAGCUUCCCAGAAGCUAUGACAUUCUAGCAAGUUUUGGUCCAUUCGAGACAAAAGCAUUGCAAGUUGAUGAUGCUAUUUGGUUAACAGAGAAGGUUAUUUCAAAGGCUGUGUCAGAUUGGAGGGAAGUUGCUGCACUGUUAGAACAAUUAAAGUUGAAGCCACAGCUUGUGAAUUUGAAGGCUUGGCUCUGGGCUUCUGCAACGAUAUCAUCUCGCACAUUACACGUACCGUGGGAUAGUGCUGGGUGCUUGUGUCCUGUGGGUGACCUUUUCAAUUAUGCUGCACCUGGAGAGGAGUCAGCUGCCACUGAAGUUUCCGUGAGCGAUUAUUCUUUGUUGCAAGUGAGAGCUUCCCGGGAUGGAAAUGGCACAGAGGACCCGCUUUUAGGGGAUGAACAUAUAGAUGCCUGUUCAGGCAGGUUAAUUGAUGGUGGCUAUGAGGAAGAUAAAGCUGCAUAUUGCUUAUAUGCCAAGAAAAACUACAAAAUUUUUGAGCAGGUUUUAUUAAGCUAUGGGACAUACACAAACUUGGACCUUCUUGAACAUUAUGGGUUUCUUCUGAAUGGAAAUCCAAAUGAAAAGGUUUUUAUACCAUUGGAACAUGAUAUAUAUGCUUGUCAUUCCUGGCCUGCAGAUUCUCUCUACAUUCAGCACGAUGGGAAACCUUCAUUUGCCCUACUAUCUGCAUUGAGAUUGUGGGCAACUCCUCAAAACCAGAGGAAAUCUGUUGGUUACAUUGCACUUUCUGGGUCACAGCUAUCUCCAGAAAAUGAUACAAUAGUGAUGAAAUGGCUGUUAUCAAACUGCCGUGCGAUCCUGAAAAGUCUUCCCUCAACAGUAGAAGAUGACCUAUCAUUACUUGAGGCAAUUGGUAAAGCUCAACUACUUCAGUCCAUCGAGAUGCCAAAUAAUUUGCCUUGUGCAGCUGCCAUCGAAUUCUGCAAAUUUUUAGAGUCAAUGGACUUGUGCUGUGGAGGAAUUGAAGUCGUGUUGCUGUCGGCUUUGCCCUCAAAGGUCAAAAAGUCUAUAGAUAGAUGGGAAUUGGCAGUUCAGUGGAGGCUUAAGUAUAAGAAAACCCUUGUUUCUUGUAUUUCCUUUUGCUCUCGAACUAUUGAGAUCCUCUCCCCUGAAAAUGGCUUAAGUAGAUAACUAAUUACUAGGAUGAAAAUUCUUCAAUAUGUAGGCAGCUAAUUACUAGGAUAAAAAUUAUUCAAUGAAUUUUCUAGGACCCUGCCUUGGCCCUAUUACACCCUACUCUAAUUUGAGGGUGCGGUUCUGAACUUUUUAUACCAUAUAAUGACCUUAUCGGCUCGUUUGGUAUGAAAUGGGGAUAGAGCUAGGGAUAAAAUUGGGAUAAGGAUAGGAAAUUGAACAUGGAGAAUUCACUACUUUUAUCCUUAUCUCUUGUGUGAUGUAGUAGUGGAUAUAUAUUGACAAUAAAAUAACAAAUUUACUAUACUGCCCCUUUAAAUGGAAAAGUAAAAUAUUUAAGGAAAAUUUGUAAAAAAUAAUUCAAUCUUUGCUCGUUUUAGUGCACCUUUAAUUUAUUUUUGAAUAA